Molecule: messenger RNA, 1542 nt
Organism: Striga hermonthica
Lineage: Eukaryota; Viridiplantae; Streptophyta; Magnoliopsida; Lamiales; Orobanchaceae
Source: the annotation of a GenBank genome assembly
AUGGUAGACCUUCACUUGGCUCGUCUCCUCCUUCUCAUACUCCCGCCGCUCAUCUUCUUCAUCCUCGCCGGAAAACGAAACCCUCCCUCCUCCAAAAUCCCCACCCGAUACCCUCUACUCGGCUCCAUCUUCCACAUCUUAAAAAACCGAGACCGUCUCGUCCCGUGGGUUUCCAACAUCCUACUCUCCACCCCCAACCUAACCUUCACCCUCCACCGCCCGUUCGGGCAGCACCAGGUCUUCACCGCCAACUCCGCCAACGUCUCCCACAUUCUCAAGUCGGCCUUCCACAAAUACCCCAAAGGCGACCUCCUCCGGGACAUGCUCCGAGACCUACUCGGUGAUGGCAUCUUCAACGCCGACGGCGACAUCUGGAAGUUCCAACGCCAGGUGUCGAGCCACCAGUUCAACACGAGGUCCCUCCGCAAAUUCGUCGAGCAGGUGGUUGACGUCGAGCUCGACUCCCGCCUCAUCCCAAUCCUCGAAAACGCCGCUGGAAAACGGGACGCCUUUCUCGACAUGCAGGACGUUCUGCAGAGGUUUGCGUUCGACAACAUCUGUAAAAUCGCGUUCGGGUAUGACCCGGCUUACCUAGCGCCGUCCCUCCCGGAGGAGGAGUUCGCGCGAACUUUCGACGAGUCGUUACGCCUCACCGGCAAGAGGUUCAACACUUUUUUCCCCUUCGCGUGGAGAAUCAAACGGGCGCUCGGUGUCGGGACGGAGAAGGAACUUAUGAUCAACGUCGCGAAAAUCCGAGAAUUCGCGAAGGAGAUAGUCAGGGAGAAGAAGAAGACAUGCUCAUCGUCAUCAUUAGCGGAGGAUCUUCUGUCGAGAUUCAUGAGCUCCGGGCAUUCGGACGAGGAUUUCGUGAUCGAUAUUGUGAUAAGUUUCAUAUUGGCUGGUCGGGACACAACAUCCUCGGCGCUGACGUGGUUCUUCUGGCUGGUUUCGAAGAAUCCAAGAGUGGAAGAGAAGAUUGUGGAGGAGAUUAAAGUAAAUGAUUACGAGGCAGCGAAGAUCAACGGGGAAUCUUUGUCAUCGAUUUCCGAGGCGCGGAGCUUGGUUUACACGCACGCGGCGAUUUGUGAGUCGAUGAGGCUGUACCCGCCGGUGCCGGUGAGCACGAAAACAGCGGGGGAUGACGAUGUGCUGCCGGACGGGACUCCGGUGAAGAAGGGGUGGAGGGUGAGCUACCACCCGUACGCUAUGGGGAGGGUGGAGGAGGUGUGGGGGGCCGACUGGCCGGAGUUCAGGCCGGAGAGGUGGCUGAGGAGGGAGGAGGAGGGUGGAGGAAAGUGGGAGUUCGUCGGAAAGGAUGCGUAUACUUAUCCGGUGUUUCAGGCGGGGCCGAGGGUGUGCAUGGGGAAGGAGAUGGCCUUCCUGCAGAUGAAGAGGGUGGUCGCCGGAGUUCUGCGGCGGUUCAGGGUGGCGCCGGCGGAGGGGAGUGGGGAGCCAGUGUACGUGGUGGAAGCCACAUCGAAAAUGAGAGGGGGUUUUAUGGUAAAGAUUGAAGAGAGGGUUGGUUUUUCGGGCGUGGGUUGA